AUGGAGAACCAACCCCCACCCAAAAGACCCAAGUUACGGUGGGAUGUCCCAAUGCGACAAGCUCUUUGUUGUAUGUACCGGUUUUUCCGAUGCGACAAGAUACAAAAAGAGGAGAUCUUCUUCUCAAUAUUCCGUGACUAUCUGAAAAGUCGUGGAAUUCAUCACUUUGUUCCAGGCAAAACGCUCCACGCACAGUGGCACUGGAUGAGAAACACAGGCGAUCUCGUCUGGUGUCGUGUCCAUCGGGACACCGAGUUCAACACGGACGGAGAAUGGAGGAACGUUAUCCAACGAAUUAAGUCCACUGCACUGACUCUGCGUCUUCCUCUCGUCGAGAAGACAGAGGAUGAUAUCGACACUGCUCAAUGGGGGACACGACUGGCAAUGACCUUGGGACCGAGAACCGAUUCCCCCCCGCAAACUCCUCGCAGCAUAACAUUCUCACUGCGCCAGCGAAGCGAAGAGGAAAGAAGUCAAUAUUUCGUCGAAAGUGAUCAUCAAAGCAGUGAGAGUAACACAAUGACUGUCGGCCACAAUCAAGAACAGACCGACCACCUUGAACAAGCCGACCACCUGGAGCAGACAGAGCACAUGGGAAACGAUGAGUCGGUCGUUACUAGCCAUGGAAAGAUAUGUCUCUGGUGCAAGCAUGGAUUGCCAAUUGACGAGAUGGCUGGUCCCAAUGACCACAGCCAGCAGAAUGAUCCCGAGGAAAUCAAUAGCCCUGACCAGGACCAACAGCUUCAAUGUCAAUAUCAAGAACUCCAGUGUUGGGGCUAUAAUGAGCAAGACCAACCUCACCGCCAUGGACAAGGCCAUCACCGAGACCUUGAGAAAGCAAUGCACGGAGUUCCCCCUGAGGAUAUGCCACCGUUGCUGUUUCGUUGGUCAAACCGUGACUCUCAAGGAGUCAACUCAAAGACCGUUCUCCUAGCGGGCCUUUUCUGCAAUGGGGAAUGCUCUAACCCGGAAGACUUCUCUGAAGACCAGUUCGAGAGCUUCUUUCGAAGCCAUGUCACCAAGGAGAAGGUCAGGACACCAUUCAUUUCGACUGCUCGAUCUCCUUUGGCACCUUUUCACCGUGCAAUUGCUGGUCAAAAUGGCGCCUUGCUGACUAUUAUCGACACGUCGAAGCUGCAAACGAAAGUCUUUUAUGCCCAUCCGCUUGCGAUUCGGACUCGGACUUUAGUAUACAGGGGCUGGCAGGGCUUUGGGGAGUACCUCAUCUGGGGCCGUGUCCCAGCUGAGGCAAUUGCUUUCAGCGUGGGGAUCACUAGUGUUGAACACAUCACACAAUCCCGCCGCGAUUUAAAUCGCCUGAUGCAAAUCCCAGUCAUCCGCAGCAGCAAACGCUGCGAUGACAAGCUGCGUGAUAUGCUGGCUUUGAAAAGGAAGUCGCCUUUCCAAUCUGGUCGAACUCUUGGGAAAUUGUUAACUCUUCUCCAAGUUCCAGCGAUCCACUGGGAAAACCUGGCCUCUGAGUUUGCCAAGGCAUGGGGUUGGAGACAUAAGAAAGAGGCUGCUGUGUUUCAGAGCGGAAUUCGAAGUGGACCACCAUACAUGCUUGAGGAAUUGUCAGAUUCUGAAUGUGAGGUUCCAUGGCCCACACCUCAAAAGACACCUGGAAAGACCUCCCAGAAUAUGCAGUUCUCAUCUGACUACGUUUCCGAUGUAGACUACGAGCCACCUGAGACCGACGAAGACUCGGGAGGGAUAUCUGAGCCGGAAGGCGUGGACGAGUCUCGAUCCAUGACGAUCUGCGAUAUGAGCGAGACAUCAGAUGACGAAAAGUUCUCAACACAUGAGACGCUGUCCAGUGGGAUUUUCUCUGAGAACGAUCACCCCGAACCCUCCUCGGGGCCGGUACAUCAUCAAGAGGUAAUCGACCUUACCUCGGAUAACGAGGAUACUAGUUCUCAGCGGGCAUUGCAACGGGACUGGCCAUCCGACGAUGAUGAAUAUAUGUACCCUGAUACGCCUACAAAGAUUGGGAGAAGGAUCCCGCUGCAAUCGGGAAAUAGGACCAACCACAAGCUUCUGCUAAAUGGUCAUCUGGAUAUGGACGUUUUUGAGAAAGUCCGAAACUGGGCUUACCACGAAAACCAACAUAAGGAUAUUUGA
This is a messenger RNA of Penicillium expansum, 2121 nucleotides long. RefSeq lists its product as uncharacterized. The transcript has a single exon. Lineage: Eukaryota; Fungi; Ascomycota; Eurotiomycetes; Eurotiales; Aspergillaceae. The record is from RefSeq and is a predicted model, not a curated record. Bases 1 to 2121 code for a protein of 706 amino acids.